Choloepus didactylus (southern two-toed sloth) is the source of this 3685-nucleotide messenger RNA. Its product is annotated as gamma-aminobutyric acid receptor subunit gamma-1. Gene Ontology annotation, molecular function: benzodiazepine receptor activity; transmitter-gated monoatomic ion channel activity involved in regulation of postsynaptic membrane potential; inhibitory extracellular ligand-gated monoatomic ion channel activity. Gene Ontology annotation, cellular component: dendrite membrane; postsynapse; GABA-A receptor complex. NCBI's taxonomy places the organism in Eukaryota, Metazoa, Chordata, Mammalia, Pilosa, Megalonychidae. Bases 238 to 1635 code for a protein of 465 amino acids. The record is from RefSeq and is a predicted model, not a curated record. The transcript has a single exon. Gene Ontology annotation, biological process: nervous system process; regulation of postsynaptic membrane potential; signal transduction.
AUUGGUGUCUGGUCAUGUGGGCACCCCUGCUGAGCACAUACCAAAAUUCCAGACUCCCAGAAGGAAAGCAGGUGAUCAAUAUAAACCACAUUGUUUGCACAAACAGUUUAGGCACAAUAAACACUCUGGGACUCCCUUCUAGUAUUCACCCGGUUACUGCUGAGGUGGGAAAAUAAGUCCUGGGUUGGAGAAUUGAGCUAUUGCAGCACAAACAGAAAGAGCGAAACAGCAAGCCUGAUGGGUUCUUGGAAAGCUUUUGUCUUCUCCCCUUUUCUUCUGUGGAGUCAAAGUAGAGGGGUGAGGUUGAUGUUCUUGUUACUAACCCUGCAUUUGGGAAACUGUGUUGAUAAAGCAGAUGAUGAAGAUGAUGAGGACCUAACAGUGAACAAAACUUGGGUCUUGGCACCAAAGAUUCAUGAAGGAGACAUCACACAAAUUCUCAACUCUUUGCUCCAAGGCUACGACAAUAAACUUCGCCCAGACAUAGGAGUGAGGCCCACAGUAAUUGAAACUGAUGUGUAUGUAAACAGCAUUGGACCAGUUGAUCCCAUAAAUAUGGAGUAUACUAUAGAUAUAAUUUUUGCCCAAACCUGGUUUGAUAGUCGUUUAAAAUUCAAUAGUACCAUGAAAGUUCUUAUGCUCAAUAGCAAUAUGGUUGGCAAAAUUUGGAUUCCUGACACUUUCUUCAGAAACUCAAGAAAAUCUGAUGCUCACUGGAUAACAACUCCUAAUCGUCUGCUUCGAAUUUGGAAUGAUGGGCGAGUUCUAUAUACUUUAAGGUUGACAAUUAAUGCAGAAUGUUACCUUCAGCUUCAUAACUUUCCUAUGGAUGAACAUUCUUGUCCACUGGAAUUUUCAAGCUAUGGAUACCCUAAAAAUGAAAUCGAGUAUAAAUGGAAAAAGCCCUCUGUAGAAGUGGCUGAUCCUAAAUACUGGAGAUUAUAUCAGUUUGCAUUUGUAGGGUUACGGAACUCAACUGAAAUCUCUCACACAAUCUCUGGGGAUUAUAUUAUCAUGACAAUUUUUUUUGACUUGAGCAGACGAAUGGGAUAUUUUACUAUUCAGACCUACAUUCCAUGUAUUCUAACAGUUGUUCUUUCUUGGGUGUCUUUUUGGAUCAAUAAAGAUGCAGUACCUGCAAGAACAUCACUGGGUAUCACUACUGUUCUGACUAUGACGACCCUGAGUACAAUUGCCAGGAAGUCCUUACCUAAGGUUUCUUAUGUAACUGCGAUGGAUCUCUUUGUUUCUGUUUGUUUCAUUUUUGUUUUUGCAGCCUUGAUGGAAUAUGGAGCCUUGCAUUAUUUUACCAGCAACAAAAAAGGAAAGACAACUAGAGAUAGGAAGUUAAAAAACAAGGCCUCGGUGUCCUCUGGUCUCCAGCCUGGAUCCACUCUGAUUCCAAUGAACAGCAUCUCUCUGCCACAAGGAGAAGAUGAUUAUGGGUAUCAAUGUCUGGAGGGUAAAGAUUGUGCCAGUUUCUUCUGUUGUUUUGAAGAUUGCAGAACAGGAUCUUGGAGGGAAGGAAGGAUACACAUACGCAUUGCCAAAAUUGACUCCUAUUCACGAAUAUUUUUCCCAACAGCUUUUUCCCUGUUUAAUCUGGUUUAUUGGGUUGGCUAUCUUUACUUAUAAAUUCCAUUUCCUAGGCAAAAAUCAUAAAUCUAACUGAAUCCAACAUUAUCUAUUGUAUUUCAGUUAGCAUGAAGUUUAACUUUAAGAUGCAGUAAACCAUGGUUAAGAUAUGAACAAUAAUGUUACUAUUUUAAGGCUUUCAUAGGUGGAUAAAAGAGAAAACUUUAAUUGAUGAAGUUUAUACAAACAAGAUUAGCUGCAAAAUACAGUAUAUUAAAAUACCAUUAUAUAUAUAUUUUUUACUUUAAUUUUCUUUAUUUUACUUAUUCCAUAUUAGGAUUUUUAGUUUAUAGGUUCUGCGUUUCAAAUUUUAAUACAUGUUUUAUUUUAAUAUAAUCUAUCAUUGUUUGUAAUGGGAAACUAAUCCUAAGGCCUAGUAUUUGUGUAGGAAUUUUACAUCUAGAAAAGACUAUUAAUUUGCUUUUUGUGUGUUAUGUUUUAUUUGCCUGGCCUGUUUGGAAUACAGAUAGUUAAAAAUAUAAAGCCAUGAUUCUCUUGAAUUUAUCUGCAAAAUGUGUUCCUCCCAAGAUGAAAUUUAUUUAUUUGUCAGCCCUCUAUCAAUUAAUGACUAUUUAAGAAAAGAUCAAUUUUUACCUGUCUUUUAAUCUAAUCCAUUUCCUGAUACACUAUUAAAUAGAUGUUCAGCUACAUUUAAGUUGGUGAUUUACAAACUUGAAAGGAAACCACCAAAGUCUUUUAUUUUAAAUGCAAGGUGAAAAAAUGCAUACAAAUCAGAAAGAAUGCUACAUUUAGCCUUUUUUUUUUUCUUCAUAGCAAUUAUGAAGUAUGACGAGAUAAAUACUGAAAUGUUUAAAUUAACCAACACUGAAAUUAAAUGCAGAGAGAAACGAAAUUUUUCUUUACACUCUACAAAAGUGUUACAUUCCCUAAAUUAACAGAAAAAAAAAAUGAGGAAGAGUGCUUGUGUUUAUUCAUUAUAGUUAAAGAAUUAUCUGACAUUUUGAUUUGGAGAUCUUACACAUGUACUGUUAAUAUUUUUUGGACCAGAAAUUUUCUAGAAACAGUUUUAGAACUGUGUCAUAAAAUGUCUUUUCUAGCUCUUAAGUUUUCUGAUCCCAAUCAGUUUUUACAGCUACCUUGAAAAUGGUUAGAUGUUCUCUUUUCUAAGAAAUGGGGGCAUGUCUCAAAAAUCAUAUUAAAGGUAGAGCUUUGUUGGAGGACCGUUUAAAGAACCUGAGUGAGGGAAGUCUCUAAACUCUCAGAGAUGGGAGCAAUGAAAGUCUCAAUAUAGGUAAAGUUUUUGGGCUAAUAGUUUCCAAAAUGUCUCUUUUGCUAAGAGAGGAGCUAAAUGUAGGUUUCACUUAUUGUAUUCUUGUAAGUAGUUUGACAUAUAAAUUGUUUACAAGAACCACUAAGGUUAGCAUGAAGACAUGUGAAGACAACUUUUAAAAAUUAUCAUCUACAAGAGCCAUUGUUGUGAUCAAGGUGUUGUGAUCAAGCCCUAUCUUAAGGUAUGAGGAAGAAGUGAUCACCUCUGCUUGUGAUACUCUAGUUUUUUAUAUGAUAGUCCCCCCCAACAAAAUAAUAAGAAAGAACAGCAAAUGGGCUCUUGCAUGGUUAUACUUACGUUUUUGAAGUACAGUGGUGGUUUUUAUUUAACUACAUAUAUUUCUUUCUGUACUCCUAAUCUAAAUCUGAAUCUUUUUGCUUUACUUAUAAAUCUCUGAAAAUAUUGGUUUGAAUUGGACUACAAUACCCAAAUAUCCACCGACACUACUUUUUUGAAUGGAGAGCCAAAUAAAAAUUUGGCCAUGUAUAUAUAUAUAUUCGUUUGCAGAUUACCCGUGCAUUCAUUUUUUAAUAUUGAGAACUGAUGAUUGUUCUUCAGGUGAGCAUCAUAUAGCAUGAAUGAAAGAAGUACCCAUGAAGAAUGAAACACUUCACUAAACAAUGUUAUAGCCAUUUCUGUGUUUUAAGCUAUAACUAUAGCCUGCUCAUUAUUGUGGUGGCGCAAUUUUGAUUUGGAGACUUUUUCAAAUAUUUCUAAGCAUGACUACAUUUUAGAAUACUUAAAAAUGCUUAACAUAAA